This is a messenger RNA of Aureobasidium namibiae CBS 147.97, 1494 nucleotides long. Its product is annotated as DOT1-domain-containing protein. Gene Ontology annotation, molecular function: histone binding; histone H3K79 methyltransferase activity. Lineage: Eukaryota; Fungi; Ascomycota; Dothideomycetes; Dothideales; Saccotheciaceae. The coding region runs from base 1 to 1494 and encodes 497 amino acids. Gene Ontology annotation, cellular component: nucleosome; nucleus. The transcript has a single exon. Gene Ontology annotation, biological process: regulation of transcription regulatory region DNA binding; subtelomeric heterochromatin formation; DNA damage checkpoint signaling. The record is from RefSeq and is a predicted model, not a curated record.
AUGAACUUCUUCGGCACCGCCGUUCCCAAAAACAAGCCCGUCAUCAAAACGAAAACCGUUUCCGUCUCGGUACCUGUCAGGAGGAUCGCAAAACCUGCUGCUCCCCCGUCGAGACCUUCGCCUCUCCCCAAACGCCCCUCGCAGCAGUCCGCCGCCGCACGAGAUCGCCUACCAGCCUUGAAGGAACCGAAAGAGAGGGUUAGAAGAGUCGUCAAGCGCAAGGCCUCGACGCCUACACAACUCUUCAGCGACGACGACGAUGACAGCGGUGUAGAGAGUAGCGCCUCUUCGCUCGACACAAGGAAGCGCAUCAAGUCUCGUGCCACUUCCGAAGACCCCAACCGCAAGCUCGAGGACUCAAGGCUGCGCAAGGAUGAAGGCCGCUUCGACUACAUAUCCGGCGCCUCCCUGGUCACUGGUGAUGUCGCAAAGUCGUACAGAUCCGUCUUCCCGGGAGACUCACCCACCGUAGUCAAGCUGCAAUACCCUGGACUGUCAAUACCUGAAAAGUUCACCCUGGUCAAGAACGGCGUGCAGCAGGACUACCAACCUCUAGACGAUAUCCGAGAAACUGUCAAAUUCAUCUGCCAGAACUACUUCCCCGAGAACUUGGCUCAGAAAUACCUUGACGAUGAGAACGGCUUUGAGCGCCGCCUACUCCGUGCAGCCAGCAAAGGCUCAAAGGAGGACUACAUGGGCACAAUUCAGGAUUUCAACACUAUGAUCGUCAAGGCUAGAAGAGACGGAACAAUCAGUCAGGAGCUGUCCACAAAGCAUAGCAUGACUCUUGAAUGGAUCCAGCGUAUCCUCGACCAGAUCUACACCCGUACCGUCUCGCCCCAAGUCGACAGCCUCAAGGCUUAUCAGAAUGGCACCGACAACGUAUAUGGAGAACUGCUGCCGCCCCUUGUCUCGGAAAUGUUGGGCGUGGCCGAUCUCAAGUCUGACCAGGUCUUUGUCGAUCUGGGUUCUGGCGUCGGCAAUGUUUGUUUGCAGGCCGCUCUCGAGAUCGGUUGCGAGAGCUGGGGCUGCGAAGUCAUGGACAACCCUUGCAAGCUCGCCGACCUGCAAGCCAAAGAGUUCCCUGCUCGCGCGCGCAUGUGGGGAUUGUCAGUCGGCAAGGUACAUCUACUCAAAGGCGACUUCCUAGCAAACGACAAGAUCGGCCUAGCUCUCAAGCGUGCCGACGUUGUCCUCGUCAACAACCAAGCCUUCAGCCCAGACCUCAACAGCAAGAUCAUGGACCGCUUCCUGGACCUCAAAGACGGAUGCCGCAUCAUCAGUCUCAAACCUUUCAAGCAAGAAGGCUACGAGAUCAGCGAUCGCAACCAAUACGAUCCUCGCCACCUUCUUGUCGACGAGCGCAAAUUGCCUUUCUACUCCAAGUGCGUGAGCUGGACUGAUGCCCCUGGCGAGUACCAUAUUGUGCGCAAGUCACCCGAGCGCCUUCAACAGUACAUUGACGAAAACACAUCAAGACCUCGAAGAAGCUAG